Messenger RNA from Acanthosepion pharaonis, 765 nucleotides. The record is from the annotation of a GenBank genome assembly. Lineage: Eukaryota; Metazoa; Mollusca; Cephalopoda; Sepiida; Sepiidae.
AUGCCUAAGUAUUAUUGUGAUUACUGUGACACCUACUUGACACAUGAUUCUCCAUCAGUGAGAAAAACACAUUGCAAUGGAAGAAAGCAUAAAGAAAAUGUGCGUCUCUACUAUCAAAAAUGGUUGGAAGAGCAAGUGCAAAAACUGGUCGAUGACACAACUGCUGCAUUCAAAGCCGGUAAAAUUGCAUCAAAUCCAUUCCAGAGCAGUCAACAAUCUGGUGGCACAAUGAUACCACCACCUGCAACACUUGCUGGUGGUACAAAACCUCCAGCUGCAGCUCCACCAGCUACCCCUGCAGCUGGACCUCCAGUGGGUGGUCCUGUACCAGGAAUGUCAUUAAUGGGCCCACCACCAGGCACACAUUUACCUCCUAUGAUGCCUACAAUGACAGUUGGCAUCCGUCCCCCAAUGGGUCCACCAAUUGGACCACCAAUGGCCCCAAUGGGUACAAUGGUCUCAGCAAUUCCAAUGCGGCCACCAGUUAUGGCUGGUGGAGGAAGUGGAGGGCCUCCACCUGUCUCUUUCUCUUUUUUGUAUCUUUACUGCUUACUGGAAUUGACUCACUUUUAUCCUCUCUCUUUAAUCUUGUGCAUCUCUCUCUUUUCUAUUUUGCUCUUUUAUGUCUUUAAUAUCUUCUUUUCUCUCCCACACACCCUCCCUCUUUCGACUCGCUCUCUCUCUCUCUCUCUUGAGUUUAUCUCUCUUCAAUAUUUUUUUCCCAGAGUCUCUCUCCUUUUAUCUCUGCAUUUCUCUCUCUAUUGA